AUGCAUCACGCCUCAAAAGCCUUGAUUUCCAAUAAUUUCAUGUUAACGUUUAUUCGAAACAGACGGAUCAUCAGUGUUAUAAGUACUCGAAGGACAUUCAACUUUAUCCGACCAAACCGACUCGAGCACAAUAUAUCGCAUAUUAUCCGCAAAGACAUAAGCCAAUGCCACAGCAUUUCCACUUCUAUAGGCGUUUUUUCUAAGGAUGCAGUGUUUAGUCCUAAUGCUGGAACAAGUGAUGUAGGCCAGAGCAUAAUACCAGUUGUAACACCGGAACUUGAAAGCGAAUCAUUACGGGAUCAUGAUCUGUCAAUCCAUAAGGAACGAAUAAUGAAAUCGACCAUAGGCACAAAAGCGGAUGUUUCCAAGAAAGAAGAGGAAAAGACAUUUCGAAUAGACGUGAUUGAUCGUGACAUUGAUGACAUCUGGAAAGAUUACAAAAAUGCAGAUCCCGUACAGUUACAGCAGAUGGAAGAGAGAGAUUUUAAUCAACUCCUUGCAGCGUUCAAACCACAUAUUUCAAAACCCGGUGUCUCACAGAUGAUGCGUACGAUAUUCAGUGAUAGACGUGACAAAGCUACAUCAGCAUACAAUAUCAUGAUUUCGAUGUUUGUGGAGUUGAAAGAUUUGGAAUCAGCGAGACAAUUGUUUAAGAAAAUGAAAAAGAUCGAAAUCUUUCCAGAUACCGUAACAUAUAACACUAUGAUUCAAGCUCACUCGAAACUAGGGUCUCCAAUGAACGCUAUUUUGAUGUUUGACGAAAUGCGAGAGCGCCAAAUUCUGCGCACGUUGCGAUCUUACACUCUUAUGAUUGAUGCAUGCGGAAAGACAACCAACGUAUACGGAGGCGAGACACGCAUCGAGAGAGCAAAGGCUUUUUUCGAACUGAUGAAAAAUGAGCAACUUCAGCCCGAUGAAAAGAUAUAUAAUACACUUAUUAAAGUUUGCGCUCAUAAUCACCCUCGUAUGGACCUUGCAUUGGAAUACUUUACGGAAAUGAAAAACGCUGGAUUAAUUCCAACAAUAGUAACUUACAAUACGCUUAUCAAAGGGUUCAUAGAUCGCAAGGAUAGGAUGCGAGCAUUGGAAAUAUUUGAGGAAAUGAAAGUUGCUGGUAUUCCUCCUGACGCUUUUAUCUAUGAACAGUUGGGAAGGAAGGGGAAGAAUGGGAUGUUAGAAUUGAAGUUGGUGAAGGCAAAGCUAACUAUUCGAGACUACAACGCUUUCUUAAAUCAUGCUCUUGUAGAGUCAAAUUACAGCGAAGCGCUCGAUAUCUAUAAAGAUAUGGUAAUUUCAAGAGUAAAACCAAACGCAGUUACAUAUUCGCUCUUAAUCAAUGUGCACGUCAAAUUACGCGAUCUUGAAAAUGCUAUACGUGUCUUGAACUCGAUGCAGGAUGAAGGAGUGAGACCCGAUACUUAUACGUAUUCUAAUAUCGUUAAUGGGCUUUUAUCUGACAGAAAUUUAAAGGUUGCAUUUGAAGUGUUGGAGAAUAUGAUAAAGUCGGAGGUUAAGCCGAAUGCAGGCUCAUUUAAUGCUUUUAUAACGGCAGCUCAAGAAGCCGACGAUUAUGAACUGGCCGAGUCGAUGUACGAAAGGAUGAAAUCGCUCAACGUGCAACCUGAUCGGAUUACGUUUAGGCUUAUACUAUGGCUUGCUGCCCAGCAUAAAGACGACAUUGUCAUCAAACGAUAUCUCAAGGAAAUGCGGGUCAACUAUGCGAUUAACGAGAACGCUGAAAUAUAUCAGCAAAUAAUAACUGGAUUUUGCAAGGCGGGGAAAUUGAGGGAUGCAUGGAGGUGGUACAAAAAGAUGCGUGAGCGGGAACUAAAACCGACCCAUUUUAUACUCAGCGUUCUGGCAAGUAAUUUCUAUAGCGCUGAACUGUAUGAAGACGCGCUUAAUAUCUGGCACAAGAUGGCUGCAUUCAAUUACGUGCCUGACGAGGAGGACAUUGACAUUUUUUUGAGUUGUUGCGAUGUAUUAGGAAAAGAUGGUGUUGCUGAUUCGAUCGCAAAAUAUAUGGAGAAUCAUAACGUCUUUAUAAAAGACAAAAGAGAGCGUUCGAUAGAUAGUCGGAAUAGUGACAAAUACAUUCCAGCCUCGAAAGAACGUCAAACGAACGCUCGUAGUAGUAGGCGAUACGGGACAGAUUAUAAUCGAUUAUCCAACUUUCGUGUCUAG
Molecule: messenger RNA, 2184 nt
Organism: Paraglomus brasilianum
Lineage: Eukaryota; Fungi; Glomeromycota; Glomeromycetes; Paraglomerales; Paraglomeraceae
Source: the annotation of a GenBank genome assembly